UCAUUCUGCUGUAAGCAGCAAGGCAGAGCAGUUACGUUUUAUGUAUAUUUUUUUUUCCUGCUUGGAAAUUGAGUUAGAGUGUAGCAGCACCACGGGAAGGAAGCGGGCAAAGGGAGGAAAUUUAGGGGCAGCUCGGUGGUCGAGGCGAUACUGAGACUCCCAUUACUGGAGGAAGAAAGGGAAGAGAGAAGUGCGAGGCUGUGCUGAGCCUGGAAGUGGCUGACAGAGACGAGCCGCUUCUGACGUUCUCCACGGGCAGUGCUUCCCCCAAAUGAUGCUCUCCAUUGUCGGGCAGAGGUUAGAGUGAAGCCGGCCGAAAGCUUUCAGAACAUCUGGAACCAGCAGGAGAAUAACAUGAACUGACGGGGAAAAAGGGGGCUCGUUUUUCAAUUAUUUCAUGAACACAUUGUGAGAAGCAGGAGGAGGGGGGUCAAAAAACCGGGAACCCGUUCGCCGCAAGGUCUCCGCUGGUCAGUGAGGAUUUUCCAGGAACCAUGGGGAGAAAAAAGAUCCAGAUUCAGAGGAUCACAGAUGAAAGGAACCGACAGGUGACAUUCACAAAGCGCAAAUUUGGCCUGAUGAAGAAGGCCUACGAGCUGAGCGUUCUGUGCGACUGCGAGAUCGCCCUCAUCAUCUUCAACCACUCGAACAAGCUAUUUCAGUACGCUAGCACUGACAUGGACAAAGUACUGCUCAAGUACACGGAAUACAACGAGCCCCACGAGAGCCGGACUAAUGCAGACAUCAUAGAGGCGCUGAACAAGAAGCACAGGGAGUACGAGAGCCCAGACGCGGACGAUGUUUUUGCGCUGACUCCGCAGACGGAAGAGAAGUAUAAAAAGAUUGACGAGGAGUUUGAUAAAAUGAUGCAGAGUUAUAGACUCGCAUCUGCAGUGCCAGCUCCGAAUUUUGCCAUGCCGGUUACAGUACCAGUGACCAACCAGAAUUCACUGCACUUCAGCAACCCAGGCGGUUCCUUAGUCACACAGUCACUGAUGACUUCCUCAUUGACAGACCCACGGCUCCUGUCUCCACCCCAGUCGGCCUUACAGAGGAACACAGUAUCACCCGGUCUACCUCAGAGGCCAGCCAGUGCAGGUGCAAUGUUGGGAGGGGAACUGAACUCCAAUGGAACAUGCCCAAGCCCUGUAGGAAAUGGUUAUAUCAGCGCAAGAGCUUCUCCGGGUCUCUUACCUGUAUCCAAUGGGAACAGUAUGGGCAAAGUCAUCCCAGCUAAAUCUCCAACACCUCCUAACCAAAAUAACCAGCUAGGAGUCAACAGCCGCAAGCCAGACCUGCGUGUUAUCACGUCACAAGGCGGCAAAGGGUUGAUGCAUCAUUUGACCGAGGAGCAGUUGGAGAUGAGUGCCCAGCGAUUAGGAGGCGUUUCACAAGCGGCCCACUCGCUCACUACCCCAGUUGUUUCAGUGGCCACUCCGAGUUUACUGUCACAUCAUGGACUGCCUUUCUCUGCCAUGACCACAGCAUACAACACAGAUUACCAGCUGACCAGCGCAGACCUGUCAUCGCUCUCUUCAUUCAGCUCUCCCGGCAGUUUGUCUCUCGGCAAUGUGACCGCCUGGCAACAGCAUCAUCAGCAACAGCAGCAUCACAACCAACAGCAACAACUCAUCCCGGUGUCACUCAGUAACUUAGUGUCCAGCAGUCACCUCCCACACACUGCCACCCUGACGGUCAACACCAACCCCACCAACAUCAGCAUCAAAAGGGAACCGGCGUCCCCGAACAGAGAACGGAGUACAGGCACCCCACUGAGCUGCUUCCCCCACCAGAGCCGGCAUGAAGUUACCGGCCGCUCUCCUGUCGACAGCCUAAGCAGCAACGCCAGCUCUUUUGAGGGGAACGAUCGAGAGGACCCACGGGGAGACUACACCUCGUCCCUCGGUCUUCUAAGACCCUCGGGCGACACGGAGAGCGAGAGCCAAUCUGUCAAACGCAUGCGACUUGACGCAUGGGUAACAUAACUGCCCUUUGCUCUGACACUUUAUUCUUUCGCUCGCAGCCCGCAUAAGGGCCGGGCAGAAGGGUGGAGUGCGACAAGGGAGGGUGGGGAGGGAAAAGGAAUAGCCGCCAGUGGUAUAUAUUGCUGUAGGGUGGGAACCUAUCAUUAACUGCCUGAGAUAUAGCUUUAGUAUUUGGUAGGCAUUCUUCCUAGUCCAGUGCCCCUGGCAAUGUCUGCAGAAGUCACGGCACUCCAUGGCUGCAGUGUAUAACUCUGCUGUGUAUAACCGCACAUCUCCAGCACUCCAAAGAUACCCGCUACCUUGUUGGAGUCAUCUUCAACCGCAGCUGCUAAAAAAAAUACCCCCACACUGACUUCAGUUUGCCCUCUCCGCCCCUCUCACUGCCUUACCUCUUGCUCCAAACACCGACUUUGCCACUGUGCUGGGGCAGCUUGAAAUUCCACAAGGGGCAGCAGCUGAAGGAAACUUGGAGAGCCCUGUAUUGUUAUACACAGCGGUCCAUUCACUCACGGAAUUCAUAUAAUGGUUUAAAUCCCAAUUUGUAUGCGCGGUACAGCAAGGGGCUGUAACCGUACAUGGAUCCAUGCCGCUUCGGAGAAAUCCGCUUAUUUUCCAGCUCUGGAGAGGUCACUUCUGUCUAUGAACUUUGUGACGUCGUCCGACAUUGUGAUAUCAUCUGCUUAGCUUAAUUUUCUGCCUGUUUAUCUGCGGUGAAACGCUCACUUACAAAAUGCUGGGUUACAUACAGACUAUGGAUUCAGCCGUAUACAGGUCAGCGCAGCAUUAUAUGAACCCUUCACCGAGAGAUAUAUUCAGGGUCUAUGCUAGAUGGAGACUUUCUACCCUCCUCUUCAUCCUCACAGCGGAGAUAAAGUCAAAGUGACACCGUCCAGAUUCUAUCCCGUCCCAGAAAUGAUCCAUGCCAUGAUCUUUCCAGCUUCAGAUCAAGUCUGCAUGUUCACCCCCCCCACCCCUGUCAGCCAUGGAGUUCUGUAUAAUGCAGACAUUGCCUUUUUUAAGAGAGAAAAAAAAAACAAGAAAUAUAUAUAAUAUAUACAUAUAUAUUUAUUCUUUUAAAUGCGGUAUUUUUAUUUUAAGGAAAGUGCAGGAUGUGAUUUCACUUACUGAAAGAAAAGGAACCUUGCACGGCAUCGGGUAUUUUCGGCACUGUCCUCUCCCACAUGUGAAGGGGUUGUAUUAGAUAAGAUCUAUGUAAAUAAACCAAUCAAUUAAAACCUAUCACAGUAAUAGCCCCGCCCCCACGACUCCAAUAAAUGUAAAGAACUCAAAUAUUUCCCUGCCCCUAAUUUUGGUAAGUGAAAUCAUGAAUCAGUCUCCUUAUAGUGAAAUCACAUUCAUGCCCAAAGAGAAACAGGGACUUAGCAUAUCCUCCCCUUCGGUAUGAGUGGUUUAUAAUAAAGGUUAAUUCCGUUUUAUCUGGGGUGCAUUAACCCGGGGUAAGAACAUGGGAAACCAACUAGAGGAUCCACCUUCCAAGUGUCUUUUCCUGUGUUUUUCUGCUGAUUAAAGUUCUGUAACUUACACAGUCAUAUAAAGCCCAGUUGAUAUAUAUUAUAUUUAUAUAGUACAAUACAUCAUAGCAAGAUGUUUAUAUGGGACAUUCCUCAUAUCUAGGUUUAUUUUACUUUUGUUAUACAUUUGCUUGAAUGAUGGGUAAGUGGGUUGGGCCUUAUAUAUGGCAGGGUCGGACUGGCCUGGGGUACCCAUGGAUCUUCUGGUGGACCCACUUUGCAUACAUAGCAAUAAUAAAUAUUGCAACUGGCGCCAUUUUCAUCCAACUGUUGAGAGAAAAGGCCCUGGAUAUCAAGUUCCCUGUUUGGCCUGUAGGAGUUCCCUGUUUGGCCUGUAGGCGUUCCCUGUUUGGCCGUAGGAGUUCCCUGUUUGGCCUGUAGGAGUUCCCUGUUUGGCCUGUAGGAGUUCCCUGUUUGGCCUGUAGGAGUUCCCUGUUUGGCCUGUAGGAGUUUGAUGUUUCUCCUGUAGGAGUUCUCUGUUUGGCCUGUAGGAGUUCUCUAUUUGGCCUUGAGGAGUUUGAUGUUUCUCCUGUAGGAGUUCUCUAUUUGGACUUGAGGAGUUUGAUGUUUGGCCCAUAGGAGUUUAAUGUUUGGACUGUAGGAGUUCCCUGUUUGGCCUGUAGGAGUUCCCUGUUUGGCAGUAGGAGUUCCAUGUUUGGCAGAAGAGUUCCAUAUUUGUCUGUAGGAGUUUGAUGUUUCUCCUGUAGGAGUUUGAUGUUUGGCCUGUAGGAGUUCUCUGUUUGACCUGGAGGAGUUCCCUGUUUGGCUUCUAGGAGGCCAAGUCCAAUGCAGUAUCUGAUUGUCAUACACAUACAAAUAGAAUGGUGGUGAGUAGGAUGGUCCUGUAAACCGUAGUAUACGUGUAAGGCAUUCCUCAUAUUAAUCUAUUGCCUUUAUUGGUUCAGUUAUGCCAUGUGACAUUUUAAAUAGACUGAAAAUGGGUGGAGUCAAGAGUAGAAGGCUCUGUAAGGCUAUCCCUGUAUCUGUCUUAUACCCAAAGACACAAAAGGGGGUUAGAGUCUGUCAUUUAAGGACAAUAUGGACUUACAUUUGGAAUGGGAAGCUUCCAGACCUACAUUUUAGGUAGUUCUUCUAGUGUUGGUGAUCUCUUCGUAUUUCACAGUUGGUAGGAGUUAAAUUGAAGGGAAGUCAAUGUCAGAAUAUUAAUUAUAAUAAUAAUUUGCAAUUGUUCAUUGAGAGGGACCCCAAAAGUGUCCACUAAGAAAGGUUCUGAUCUUCUGGGCCCUAUAUGGGGCAAACAUGACUCCAGCAGCAAAAACCAGGAAAAGGUAAUGGAUCCCAGAUAAAACGAGCUAGCGGGAAUAAGAUUCCCACAGCUGUUGGCUUAUUAAGGCUUAUAAUAUGGACGUUUGAAGAAUUACGCGGGCCUUGGCAAUGACCGGUUCUUGGAGAACUGUUUUUACUUUUAUUUUUUGUCUCACACACAUGUUAAUGAUACUCAUAUUCAUUUUCAAAACAAGGAGAAAACAAAAAAACGACAAUCUUUGAAAAAAAAAAAAUUGACCUCCCGCCCCCCCGUUUUUAUCUGUAUAAAUAUUUGUUUCUGAUUUUUAAUAUUAUUUCUCGUGCUCAUUUGUGCUGUUGACAGUUACAUUGUGAAUAUUUUUUUUUAUAUUCGUAAAUGUUUUGCGUUCAGUAGAGUAGCUAUUGUUUUUAUUCUGGUUUUUUUUUCUUCUUCCCUUUUCAUUUUAUUAAAGGGGUGUGGCGGAAACUUGCACGACACAAGACGGAAAAAAAAACAAAAACAAAAAAAAUUUACAAGUUAAAUGCUGCAGUUUUUAGAAGAGUGGAGAAAAAUUUAAGAAUAUGAGCAUAUUUAUUCUCAAAAGGCUAAAAAAAAGGUGUAAAAUGCAUGAAGUCAUAUUUACAAAAAACACCAAAAAAUAAAAAAAAAAGACAAAAAAUUGUAACCUCAAUGAAAGUGUAGCGUUUAAAAUUUAAACAACGGAAAAAAAAUAGCUAAUAUAUUGUGUUUGGCUGGUUCGCUUUUACUUUUGUUUUUUUGUUUACUGUUUUUUCCCCCCUCUUUUUUGGACUCUGAGAUACAAUUGUGUAUAUUUUCAUAUAAGAAGUAUGCACUGAUAUGUUUAAAAAUGAUAUAUUGCUUUUUAAAAGUGUGGUUACUUACCAAAGUUUCCGUCUAUGCUUUCCCUUCUGAAAUGUUAAUAAGGGUCUCCUGACCAUUGGGUCUUCCAUGACAGCCACUCAGGUGGCAUGAGGUCAAAAAGUGUUGCAUGUCCCGCUGGCACCAACCUGCUCAGAGCAUCAUAAGCACCCGCCACAUGUUAUCAACCAUUCAUCUCAUUGCUAUCAAGGGCUGUCUGAUUUUCAUAAAGUCGCACACACGGAAGGACAAGUGUUAUAUGUUGCCUGAAAUUUAGGGCUAAAUUGUUAGCAGUAGCUCCAUAUUGGUCCAGUUGAGUUGACUCCCCUCCUGCCACGUUGUUCUUGGCAUGAACAGAUGAACUGAGAAGCAAAUAUCCUUGUGGAAAGGUACAAUAACCACAAGGUACUUGUAGUAGAACCAGUGUGGGUUCUUUAUUAGCUCAUGAAAAUAGUAAUAGUAAUGUUUUGGGCUUGACAACAUUGCCCUUUUGUACACGAGCUAAUGACCCACACUGGUUCAACUGCAUCAGUAGGGCCAUUGGUGUUUUUCUUUUUGAUACAGUUUUUGGGCCAUACACCUAGAGGCACCUGAUACCAAAUAGGUAUAUACUGGUAGUAGCACUCCACUCUGUACUGUAUGUACUUGUAGUAGAAUGAAACAUGAAGCAGAUACACCUCCUAACAUCCAAACUGAAAAUAGGUCCUCCACCAGACCAUCAACCAGUAGUAUCAGUUAAAACAGCAACCUUUAUCAGAACAUGAUAAAUGCUUAACGCGUUUCGCAUCAUGGACUUGCUCGUAAUACUUAUGAAUAAGGGCAUGACACUAGUUGGAGGGCUGCUGGAGCACAUAUUUGAAUGUUAGGAUUUGACCCUUAUUUACAAGCUCAGGGAUGCAGCACCUGGGUCACCGAAUCAUGCCAGUCAGUCCCUAUUUCUUUCAUUAUAAAUGGUACUAAGUUGUGUCUUUGAGCUUAUGGUCCAUCAAACUACUGAAAUUGGUUGUGUUGUGAUGCAUUAAUAAAUGCACCUUCCCACAAAGAAAUAUGGUAAAUGCAUCAGAGAAAGACUACUCAACUAGACCUGGAGUCGUUGGCAAGUAUGUUUUUUAGAACCAUAGCACAUGGAGUGUGUUUGGAGAAGCGUGGCCAUGCAACCGAUUAUUAACUUCUCCGAAUAUGCCACAUGGGCUUAAGGGCUACACAAAGGGGUUUUUACCAAAUAAAACUAUGGUGGUGGUCGGGCCUUCAGAGAAAGAGUAUGGAAAUGAGGAGUCAUGGAGAAUGAUCACCUUGCCAGUUGUGGAUUUCACAAAUCAUCAGCCAUGUUUAACAUAGUUAGUAGGUCUCCUAUCGCUCAUGGUUUUAGCACAAGCAUCUCAAAAACCAGUUCUCUGAGACUCUAGAAGUGAGCUGUAUAUCAAAGUUAUCUAGUCAUCCAAACUGUGCCAAUGUCAUCCUACAUGUCAGGUAAUAUGGGUGGUGGUUUGUUCAGAAAAAAUAUAUUGGGUCUGAACUUGGUACCCACAAUUAAUCCCUUCAGCAAUAUUUACAAUAAAGAGGCUGUUCAUCUCUACAAAUCAAUAUCUGCUGUUAGCCUUAUGCCUGUUCCCACCAAUGUUGGGAUAUUAUGGGCACAAACAUUGCUCCUGGGUAAUACAGCAGGGACAGCUGAUGAUAACCAAUGGCAGCAACAUAUAAUAUCAUGUAUGAGGGAAUCCAAGGUCCAACGAGAAAUUCUUCAUAUGUGUAAUGGUUGCUAACUGUCACCUCCUGCCAUAUUUGCAAACAUUCAGACAUGAAAGUAGAGUUUGGAAGAGUAUCAAGGGUAUCUAGGCAGUAUUUAUUGACCAUCAUAAAGGCAAAGUGAAAUAUCAUGAUUUUGCUUUAGAGAAUAUAUGCCUACCACUUUUCCCCCAAUGCAUGAUGCUCUUCAGGUCAAGGUUAGGCAUAACUGCGUUACUGUUGGCCUAUUUCCCUAUUGUUUAUAUCUUCCCCUACUUACCCCCUACUCUUACAGCUGCUGCAUGUGGAUCCUUCCAAAGACAGCCUUGUAUUGUACAUCUUCAUGUUGUCCACUGGGAUGAGAUAAAACAGCAGGGGUUGUGCAGGUAUCUCCCACCAAAGUUUUAUGCUUAAUUCAAAAAGAAUUGUCCCUAAAUGGUUUUCUGUGGUUUGGACACUGUCCAAAGCUGGGCCUCCUAUUCAUGGCCAAUAAUCUAACUCAAUACUUUCAUUUUGGGAGACAUCAUUUAGCAUUAACCUUGCAAGAACAAAUGCAUACUGGUACAAGCAUAAGAAAUAUUGUGGUCCUUUGUGGUUUCGAUAGGUGUCCUAAAUCUCAUUCUUGAGGGAGGGUCUUCAAUACUUAAUAUGAUCCCAUCACAAUUACACUAAGUUCUCAUUGAUGUUCAAGUCUCCAGCAGCAUUGUGACCCCAACAACAAUAUAACGGAUCAUGGAGGAUACCAGGAGCAAACCAUACCUCCCAUUAAUCAUCAGCGAAUCCAUUCUGAUAAGCCACAUGCAACACAUUAUACAUUGCUUUCCACAUAUAUCGCAUUGCAUCCCAAAGACAUGGCAACCAACUACUGCUUGGCCAAAGGGAGAUGCAACAUGCUGAAAACUCCCGCGGCCUUGGGAAUAGAGCGUCAAGAGCCAAUGGUCAGGGAACGUUUUGGUUUUUUAAGAUGUACUAUAACUACCAAACUGGUUACGGGUCAGUCAGAAGAAAGUCCCUUUGAUCCCAUCCAGUUCUCUGUGACGUGCACUUUAGUUUUCUAGACACUUGGGUGUUAAAUUUGCCUGUAUCUAUUUGGCUCAGUCCCAAAAAUUGCAUGUUACCUACCUGUAGGCCUUAAUCACAUAGAUCCUUAGAUCCAUCUAUUUCCCCAUAUUGACUUUAUGCAGAAAAUGUUUCCCUUCAUUGUCUUGGCCUCCCAGAAUGAUAUACUUAAUUACAUUGGCACGAAAGUUCUUCUAGGCAUCAUUUGCUCUGAAAUUUGUUUAAAAUUGAGGAAACUCUGGGAGCACUUGCCCUUUUUAUUGUCGUACCUCUUCUUCACCCCCCACAUAGGAUUAUUUUGGGGCUCUCGCUUGUGGCUUCCUUCCUUUGAUUUGUCUCCAUGGAACUCUCCCUUCCCUUCUAUUAUUCUCUCUUGGUUUUUGGCAAGACCUGACAUUGUAAAUAGUAAGUCUGGAUAUGUCUAACAAAUGGUUAAAGUACAGGGAACUGUUUUUCUUUCAUUUAUUGUAUUGAUAUGAAAUGAAAUUAUAUUUUUGUCAAAGUAUAUUGUAAUAAUACUGAUUCUGAAAAUGGCA
Molecule: messenger RNA, 8962 nt
Organism: Xenopus laevis (African clawed frog)
Lineage: Eukaryota; Metazoa; Chordata; Amphibia; Anura; Pipidae
Gene: mef2d.L
Product: myocyte enhancer factor 2D L homeolog
Exons: 12
Coding region: 495-1985 (496 amino acids)
Biological process (GO): regulation of transcription by RNA polymerase II; heart development; positive regulation of transcription by RNA polymerase II
Cellular component (GO): nucleus
Molecular function (GO): histone deacetylase binding; DNA binding; RNA polymerase II cis-regulatory region sequence-specific DNA binding
Source: RefSeq, a predicted model, not a curated record